This is a messenger RNA of Effrenium voratum, 1791 nucleotides long. The record is from the annotation of a GenBank genome assembly. Lineage: Eukaryota; Dinophyceae; Suessiales; Symbiodiniaceae.
GCAGGCGGCGCCGGCGGAACAGCAAGUGCCGGUGACACUGCCGGAGCAGCACCUCGUGCAGGAGCAGCAGGCCACUGGCAGCGUCAGGAACAGCCUCAGCUCGGUGAACAGCAUUCAGUUUCCGCAGCGCCAGCGCCGAAGCAGCGCGCGUGCGCCGGCCCAUAUGCCCUGGGGCCACGGGUCGCAGAGUUUGGCGACACAAAACUUCCAAGACGACGACGAGCUCCCGCCUAGCUCUGUGGCUAUGGCCAGCGCCAGCGCUGAGCCGGAUCCGGACGUGUGCCAGGAGACGGCCCGCUGACAUUGAGCACCCGGGUGGAGUACUCAGCCAUGCCCAAGGACGCCGUGCAGAGGGUCUUUGGCUUGGUCACUGUGCAGGCAGGUGCCGCCGCCGGUGCCGCCGCCGCCACCAGCGAGCGCAAGCCCAUGGAUAUUGUGUGCGUGCUCGACGUCUCGGGCUCCAUGGGCAGCCAGAACAAGAUUGAGGAUCUGAGAAGGCGGCGGUGCGCUUCAUCGUGGGGGAGGCCUUGCCGAAAGAUCGCCUCAGCCUGGUGACCUUCAACUCCAGCGCAGAGCGCCAGCUGCGGCUGCGGCGCAUGGACCGGGAGGGCCAAGACGAGGCCACCGUGGCCACCCUGCGGAUGCGCGCAGGAGGGGGCACCCGCAUCGCACAUGGCCUGGACCUCGGCUUGCAGGUGCUCGAGCAGAGGCGUCAGCGCAACAAAGUGUCCGCCAUUCUUCUGCUGACAGAUGGCCAGGACGGCAGCUGCCGCAGCCAGCUGCCGCAACUGCUGCAGCGUGCGGGGAAGUUGGGCUGCGGGAUCUAUGCCUUUGGCUUUGGCAGGGAUCACGACUCGGAGCUGCUGCGUGAGAUCGGGGAGCAGGCGCGCACUCCUUUUACCUACGUGGAGGAGACUGCCCUGGUGCGGGAGGCCUUCGCGGGAGUGGUGGGGGGCCUGAGCAGCGUGGUGGCGCAGCAGGUGCAGCUCAGCCUGCGGUGCCAGGUGCAACUCAAGGAGGUGAACACGCCUUUCCAAGUGCAGCGGGAGGGGGAGUCCGUUGCCACCGUCACCAUCCCGGAUAUCUUCGCGGAAGAGCGCCGCGACAUCCUCGUUGAACUGUCGGUGCCUUCUGGCGCAGGCCCGGCCAGUGGCAGCUUCGCACUGCUCGAGGCCUCUGCGCGCUACGUGGCGGUGGGCGAGCAGGAGGUUCUGAUGCAGACGCCUGCAGUGACCAUGACGGUGGAUCGGGUGGAUGAGCCUCAGACGCCUGAGCAAGAGCCGGACGCGGAGGUUGCAGACCAGCGCGAACGCUGGGAGGUGACCAGAGUCUUGGAGGAAGCUUCAAAGCAAUCGGACGAGGGACACUUCGAGGCGGCUCAGCAGCUGCUUCGCAACAAGCGGCAGGCGCUGCCCAAGAACCGGCCCGUCACCGAGGCCUUGAGCCUGGAGCUGGAGGACGCAGAGCAGCGCAUGGCCAACACGAUGACUUGGAGCACCGGGGCACAUGAGGUGAAGGAUGCCACGGUGAUGCACCAGAUGCAGCGAUGUACCAACAUGUUCGACAACAAGUCCGGGAUCGCGAAGAAGUCCAAAGGUUUGUACGCCCGCACCACCCAGCGGGAGUGGAUCUCCAAAACCGCGCCCUCGGGCGCCGCCUCUUCCUCGGCGCCCUAGUGCGGAGCGACCAGCGGAUGCCAGCGGGAUGUGUGAAACCAGGGGAAUGGAUGUCCAUCAGGUGCUGGAGCAGCGUUCCACUGGUUUGGUUGGGUCAAAUGGGGGUCUACGUUGC